This is a messenger RNA of Sebastes umbrosus (honeycomb rockfish), 1817 nucleotides long. It is a transcript of the gene gps2, whose product is annotated as G protein pathway suppressor 2. Gene Ontology annotation, cellular component: transcription regulator complex. Gene Ontology annotation, biological process: regulation of transcription by RNA polymerase II. Gene Ontology annotation, molecular function: transcription coregulator activity. The record is from RefSeq and is a predicted model, not a curated record. The transcript is spliced from 11 exons. NCBI's taxonomy places the organism in Eukaryota, Metazoa, Chordata, Actinopteri, Perciformes, Sebastidae. Bases 204 to 1217 code for a protein of 337 amino acids.
GUCGUCGUCAUGGGGACCGGAAGUGCAACAUUAUCACCCGGGCAGAAGAUCUAGCUCACUGUUUAUGUUUUGUUUUGUGAAUUUAUCUUCGUUAACUGCUCCAGAUACAAGCAAGUCAACUCUAAUUUAACACCGCAAGACGGUUAGGUUCUUACUCAACGACCCACACAGCAACAAAACUGGCCCCACCGCUGCCUGUCACCAUGCCCGCCCUGCUGGAGAGACCCAAGCUGUCCAACGCGAUGGCCAGAGCCCUCCACAAACACAUCAUGAGGGAGAGGGAGCGCAAGAGACAAGAGGAGGAAGAGGUGGACAAAAUGAUGGAGCAGAAAAUGAAAGAGGAGGAAGAGAGGAAGAGGACAAAAGAAAUCGAGGAGAGGAUGUCUUUGGAGGAAACCAAAGAACAGGUGAUGAAGAUGGGAGAAAAACUUCAGGGACUCCAAGAAGAGAAACACCAGCUCUUCUUACAGCUCAAGAAAGUACUUCAUGAGGAGGAAAAGAGGCGCAGAAAGGAGCAGAGGUAUGAUAUCACAACAUUGACGUCGGCCAGCUACCAACCCAGCUUGCCGAUGCACGCGGGGCAGCACCUCCUCAGCAUUCAAGGCAGUCCAGUCGGCCACAGUCGACCCGGUGCGCUACUUGCAGAACGUAGUAAACAGCUGUUCCCAGCUGCUGUGAUUCCGGCACGUCACUAUCAGACACCUGGGUUCAGCUCAGGCUCAGCAGAGCACGGACAGUUCAGCGGCGGCGGGGGGGUCCAUGAGUCCUACGGGGUGGCUCAAGCCCAGCAUCCCUCCACCUACGCCCCUGGACCAUCAGUACCUGUCAGUUUCGCAAGCAGCUCUCAGAUCAGAGGUGCGUCUGCGUUUCAGGCCAUGCAGUACCUCCCCCACCAGCAGCCCGGCUACCCCGUCCACAGCCACUUCACCUCCCAGCCCGGAUACAUUCCUGGAGCAGGAAUCCCCCUCCAGAAGCAGCUGGAACACGCCAACCAACAGUCCGGCUUUACUGAUGCAAUGUUCUCACAGGGUGCUUUGAGGCCGAUGCACCCGCCAGCCAUGCAUCCUUCUGCUCCGGGACUGCUGCCCACGCCGUCGAUGGCAGUCCAGAUUCCCACAGCAAAGGCCCCAUUCCAGACCUCUCCCCAAGGCGCUCCUCGCCACGGCUUCCUCCCUCACAGCCAGAGCGGCCAGAGGUUCUACCACCACGGCAAGUAACUCACAGCCACCUUUUUUGCCUUCAUCGUCUUCAUCGUCAACCGAGACCUCUCAGCUUCGCUCGGGAUUCUGGAGAACCUUUUGAGUAAUGGAUCGCCUUCUUCAAACGAAGUCAGUAGGCUGGAUUGUGCCAUGCGAUUUGUGUUUUAUUUCCUGUCCAGUAUCUUGUUUUGACUUUGAGUGAUCAGCAGUCCUCAUUCUUAUGUGCUUCUGUAAACAUCCAACUUUGAUUUUUACAUAACUUCAAAUGAUUAAUUUGUAAAAAAAUAGAUUAUUUUACCUACCCCGUAAAGCAGCUCUGGAGGUGCUUAUGUGCAGAAUGCAUGAACCAGAGCUUAUUCUUUGUAUACUAACAUUCAUAAUUACAACAUUAGUGGAGGGUUCAGCGUCUCUGCUGUGACUUUGCUCACUAAAAAGACGAAAAAAACAGACAAUUAAUAGUUCAGCUGGUUAUGUGGAUUAAAUCAACAUGUUUCCGCUGAUGUCACAUGCACACUGUUACAAUGAUGGGGGAUUUCCAGUGUUUUGGAUUGUCCUCUUCUCGAGUCUGCUGUUUUAAAGCUUUUCUGUUGAUAAAUAAAAUGAUAAGCCAACACCACG